Lemur catta (Ring-tailed lemur) is the source of this 1878-nucleotide messenger RNA. Its product is annotated as retinol dehydrogenase 7-like. NCBI's taxonomy places the organism in Eukaryota, Metazoa, Chordata, Mammalia, Primates, Lemuridae. Gene Ontology annotation, molecular function: oxidoreductase activity. The record is from RefSeq and is a predicted model, not a curated record. Bases 688 to 1644 code for a protein of 318 amino acids. The transcript has 5 exons.
GUGUACCCAGCACCCAGGGCAUGCAGGAAAAGGCACCCGCAAGAGUGAAUGAGACCUACUCUAGCAGGAGUGGACCUACACCUGCCUACUCUUUUUGCCUUCUCCUUCCAAUCCUAGAGAGACUGGCAAUGACUUAGUUUCCUGAGUGAUUCUGGAUGUGGACCAGCUGUGGAAACCCAGGAUCAUAGGAUUGGAAACUACCGUGUCUUGAAUCCAGGUAUAUCUUCCCAGUUCACCUGGGUCUUCACUGUGCAGUCCAGGAGUGCUAGUGUACGAGAUAUGCACAGGCACUUCUGACCCUCCAAGGUAGCUGGAGUGGUGUGUGUGCUAUGGUGUACAUGUGUGUGCUCUGGUGUGGAUACUUGUGUGCACACCUGCGUGUGGACCUGUGUGGACACCUGUGUGGGCACAGCAGGGCAGAGUGACAUCGGUGGACUAGGGAGGCAUUGCUGAGCAGGAAUAUUGUCUUAUGGGGCAGGACUUGAGGUCCUUCAAGGGUCUGUAUCAGUCCUUGCAACAGCAGUGCCAAGAGCAGGGAGGUGGGGUGAGGAAAGUGAGGGUUCCAUGCCAGAGUGCCUGGAGCCUUCCCUGCCAACUGCCACCCUCUGUGUCCUUUAGUCCUCCUGUCUGAACACUGGCCAUAGUCCCCUUGUACCCGAGUCUGUGUGUGUCUCUCUCCUGAACGCCAUGUGGCUGUACCUGGCGGCCCUCGUGGGCCUGUACUACCUUGUGCGCUGGCACCGGGAGAGGCAGGUGGUGAGCCACCUCCGAGACAAGUACGUCCUCAUCACGGGCUGCGGCUCUGGCUUCGGGAACCUGCUGGCCAGACAGCUGGACAUGCACGGCUUGAGGGUGCUGGCUGCGUGUAGGACAGAGAAGGCGGCCGAGCAGCUGAGGGCCCAGUCGUCAGACAGGCUGGAGACGGUGACUCUGGACAUCGCCAAGACAGAGAGCAUCACUGCAGCCACCCAGUGGGUGAAGGAACGCGUGGGAGACAGAGGACUCUGGGGCCUGGUGAAUAACGCUGGCAUCUCUGGCCCCUGGGGCCGCAGUGAGUGGCUGACCAAAGAAGACUUUGUGACCACACUGAACGUGAACCUGCUGGGGACGAUUGAGGUGACUCUGAGCCUGCUGCCCUUAGUGAGGAAGGCGAGGGGCCGUGUGGUCAACGUCUCCAGCAUCGCAGGUAGAUUGUCGUUUUUAGGAGGCGGCUACUGCAUCUCCAAGUACGGCGUGGAGGCCUUCUCGGACUCCCUCAGGAGGGAGCUCGCCCCCUUUGGGGUGAAGGUGGCUAUUAUUGAACCUGGUUCCUUCAAGACGAACAUGACCAACACUGAGAGAGUUUUGCAGCAGUUCCAGGCGGCUUGGGACCAGGCCCGCCCGGAGAUCAAGGAGAUCUAUGGCGAGAAGUUUCUGGAAUCCUACCUGAAACUACUAUCUGAACACGUUUUGCCAGUGGAAAAGGAGAAUCUGUCAGAGGUGACGGACUGCAUGGAGCAUGCGCUGACCGCCUGCCACCCCCGCACUCGCUACUCGGCUGGCUGGGACGCCAAGCUCUUCUACCUCCCCAUGAGCUACAUGCCCACCUUCCUGGCAGACGCCAUCCUCACUUGGGGCCUCCCACGGCCGGCCAAAGCCCUGUGAAGCCAAGACUGUGGCACUUGUUUGGUGGGGUUGGAUGCUCUGUGACAAGUCAUAUGUCCUGGGGAGAGAAAUAGGGUGCACAGAGGCAGUUCUGGUGUCAUCAAGUCACCUGUCCUACCUCCUUCCUCCCCUCCUGGCCAUGAUUCUCCUGGAAUUUCAUUCAAGACUCCAGAGAUGUUAGUAGCAAAGUGCCAAGUUAUGCAGCUGAUAAACAAGAAUCCAAUAGCGCUCCUG